Boeremia exigua is the source of this 876-nucleotide messenger RNA. RefSeq lists its product as uncharacterized. The transcript has 2 exons. NCBI's taxonomy places the organism in Eukaryota, Fungi, Ascomycota, Dothideomycetes, Pleosporales, Didymellaceae. The coding region runs from base 1 to 876 and encodes 291 amino acids. The record is from RefSeq and is a predicted model, not a curated record.
AUGGCGGCAUGUUUCAAUACGAGGGGUAACGAGACGACGUGGGACAGCAAAGUCCAUGUCCCGUGUAAUAUGACCGCAGUAGAGGCCGGAGGCCAUUCGACAUGCUGCAUAAUUGGCGACCUCUGUCUCACGAAUGGCAUGUGCAUGCACAAAGAGGACGUCGACAAAAAGAAUUGGUAUUGGCGAACAGGAUGCACAGAUAAGACAUGGGAAGACCCAGCAUGUCCUAAAUAUUGCGAAUCGAUCGAACCCACAAGGAACACGGGUCUUAUCAUGAAUUGUCUCCAACCAGAGUCCUGGUGCUGUGCUUAUGUCGGGGGUAGUCUCCAGGAUUGGAAAUCACAGGCCUCGAUCAACACAACAUGCUGCACCAUCGACGACCUUAAAUUCUCGGCGGAAGAUCCUAUCGUGUAUGCCACGGCAACCAAUCCCAUCCGACUCAGCACACAAUCAGCUUCGACUAGCACCGUUCUCAGCACCAUAUCGCAAGCCACGACCGCAAUGACAGCUGAUCAGUCUAGUUCGCCCACAACAGCUGUCAAUUCACAACAGAGCUCGGACUCAGCUGGUCUAACUACCGGCGCGAAAGUCGGACUUGGUGUUGGGAUACCUGUCGGCGUCAUUGGGCUUGCUGCGAUCGGCGCCUUCUUCUGGUUACGGCGGAGACGGAACGUAGGACCCAGCAGCAACCCACCAGAGCUUUACACGCCUGAAGCAAGUAGCAAAGGAGCCGUGCCACCAUACCAAGAGACAGCAAUGAAUCAUCAAGGAGCUGCGGUCUACCGACACGAGGCACCAUCGUCACAAGUGGCUCAUGAGUUGCCUGCAGCCGUCGAGCCAUCAGAGCUGCCGCUUCAAGGCAAGCUUGUCCGGUAG